Molecule: messenger RNA, 978 nt
Organism: Botrytis porri
Lineage: Eukaryota; Fungi; Ascomycota; Leotiomycetes; Helotiales; Sclerotiniaceae
Exons: 1
Coding region: 1-978 (325 amino acids)
Source: RefSeq, a predicted model, not a curated record
AUGUCUUCCCAACAAAUUCCCAACGAACAAUCAGAGAUUCCCUCCAUUCCACCUGCGACCUCGCGAACCAACCCGAAGAUCCGCAUAGGCUUACAUUCUCUUCCUAUGGAGAUUCUAGGUCGAAUUGCCAAGGAGUCCAUGAAGGAAGAAGAGGCAGGUACAAAUCUUGGCAACAUCACACGCAACUUACCGAAGUUUAUCACAAGCUUGAAAUGUGGCGUGAACGAUCCAUGGCGUAUUGCUUAUAUCCAUACCCUAGAUGCUUGCAGCAGAGACUGGGUCUACUCCCUUCACUUUGGCAAUAAGUGGAAGCUACCGAUGGAUUCCGAAGAAGGUGGACUGGUCCGAAAUAUUGUCAUCAAAUAUUUACCUGAGAUCUGGGAAAAUCACCAUUCGCACUACUCGCCCUUUAGGCCCACCCAGACUGUCAAUAAUGCCUCCGAGGUUGAUGAAUCGGCGGGGCAGGUACCCAUUGUCAAAGACCUGAGGUUUUACUACUGGCAUCCGAUGCCAGAGGUAGUGAACUCGUCCUUAGACAACUUACCCAACGUUCGUUCCAUCCAACUAGAGUUCAAGACCUUCUGCGUUUCAUUCGGAGCAAAAUCCCUUGGCUUGUAUAGAACUUUUCAAAGCUUUCUGGGCGAUCAUAAAGAAUUCAAGCUCAAAUCCGCCACAAUUGAGCCAACGAGUAGAGUGCAAUGGCCAGAUAUGCAGCGAAUUGUGAUCCCGCAGGUCACCGUAAUGGCAGGCCAUGACGUCUGUUUUGAUCUCACAGACAAGGGAAUCUGGGUAUUGAAAGCUUUUACCACACAGACGGAUGCUAGAGCGGAGACUGUGCAUUUGGAUUUAGAAAACAAUAUGGAUUCAGAGACGCGUCUGAAUCUUUUCAACGUUGUCCAGGUGUUGCGUGGAUGCAAAUGGACGUGGGUACUUGAAAGAGAAGAGAAGAAGUUCAGCAGCUUAGAAAUAAAAGACUGA